GGUCUCUCACAUCUUCUCCACUUCUAUCACCAGUGCAAAACCUUCACGAUACAACAAAUAAAGCGGUGGAAGAGAAUGACCAUUUCCACGCCAAGCCCAUUCGUGUAAAGUACAUUCCUAUUGAAUGGCACAAGCAUAUCCAUGAUGAAACAGAUCAAGCCAUGAAUGAUAUCACGUUACGAUCCGUUUCCUCUUUGCGCAUGGUCAACAACGAUUACCUCGCCGACGCGUUUUUUUACCUGUCGAAAGAUCGAGGGCAAAGCAUCAUUCAUCAUGUCACUCAAGCAUUCAACGAAGCCUAUGUUCACUUCAUGGCCGAACACCCCUCUUUUCAGGGCAAAAUCGCCAUUUUAGCUUAUUCUUUAGGCGGCAUCAUCACUUGGGAUAUCCUCUCCAAUCAGUCAUACUCCUUAUCUGUGAAUAACCUGUCAGAAGAAGAGAGACGCUUUCGAGCACAUCACUAUGGCAAAGUGGAUUACUUUACAUUUGCUCCAUUACUCUUCAAGCCGGAUUACUUGUUUACUUUGGGAAGUCCUUUGAGUGCCUUCUUAUGUAUCAGAAAUCAAGACCCAAAAUAUUAUCGUCCUACACAAGAUAUCAUUUUCGAAAACAUCUUUCAUCCCUAUGAUCCCUUGGGUUAUCGCUUUGAACCUAUGCUGAGUGAUGACUACAAACACACACCUGCUGUUUUAAUCGAUGCUGCUACUUCUCCUACUGUCACGGCUGCUUCUGCAACAACGUCUUCUUUUAGUCCAAACAAGCUUUUCUCUAGGUCGCCCUUCACUUCAUCUCGUACAACAUCCGCCGCCGCCGCCGCCGCCACCCACGCCGCCAGCAGUCAUAGCACUAGUACGAGUAUUCACCCUUUAUCCCUUGAACCUUGUUGUUACCCACAGGGGGACACAUCUUGCAUCCAUGUGCCUUGCCUUCCUGAUCCACAGGGUGACAGCUCAACGACAUUGCUGAAAACCUUUUUCUCAUCCCUGAAACGUUAUUUUUCUCCAGCUCAUACUCCAACCUUUAUACCCCAAUCUUAUGUACCAUCAUUCGAAGAAGAAGAAGAAGAGGGAAUGCUCUAUGACUCCUCCACUCUAUCUACACCCAAACUCUCCUUAGAUGGCAGUGUCGUUUCUUCUGAUGACGAAGAAGAAAGAAGCCCCGUUGAUUCAAACAUGUUUCUCUUUGAAAAAAGUACUACUACUACUGCUACUACGAUGCAUGACUAUAUUACCGUGUCAGCUAUAGACGGAACGACAGAAAUAGCAACAGCAGCAACAACAACAACAGCAGCCGAGCUCAAGGGUACUCCUAUUUUACAGCCACCCCACAGCAGUAAAAAACGCUCUUAUUCUUCGUCCACUCUGUUGCCCCUUGAAGAAGAAGAACAAGUCAAGAAGGAGACCCUCAACAGGAUCAAAAGGCUCAAAAAGGCCCCUUUAUCUCAAGAAUCCAUUCAACUCUUAAAUACAACCCUCACUCGAUCAAGUACAGUGCAAUAUACCGAAAAAGAAGACCAAGAUCAAAAUGACUACCUCUGCAAUCAUCACUAUUACAAGAACAACAAUAGACAGAAACGAAUUGACUAUGUUUUAAGGCCUGAACGUCUUUUAGGUGGUCUUUUACGGAAAAACGAGUACAUGAGUGGUCUUACUGCUCAUUUCUCCUAUUGGUCUAACAAGGAUUUGAUGUGGCAUUUGGUGCGUCGACUUGAAAAUACAAAUGAAACUGUUUGAAUAUACCCCCCAUGUAUCCAUCCAAAGUAAUACCUUUAGGCAAUUAGAUGUAAAGAAACUUUAUUUAGUAAAUAGUUUGUAAUAAAAGUACAGAAUCAUUCAAUAUAGCAC
Molecule: messenger RNA, 1844 nt
Organism: Mycotypha africana
Lineage: Eukaryota; Fungi; Mucoromycota; Mucoromycetes; Mucorales; Mycotyphaceae
Exons: 2
Coding region: 162-1733 (523 amino acids)
Molecular function (GO): metal ion binding
Source: RefSeq, a predicted model, not a curated record